Molecule: messenger RNA, 1152 nt
Organism: Phalaenopsis equestris
Lineage: Eukaryota; Viridiplantae; Streptophyta; Magnoliopsida; Asparagales; Orchidaceae
Product: translocon-associated protein subunit alpha
Exons: 8
Coding region: 136-903 (255 amino acids)
Cellular component (GO): endoplasmic reticulum membrane; endoplasmic reticulum
Source: RefSeq, a predicted model, not a curated record
AUCAGCUCCUCCUCUUUCUCUCUCUCAGACUUCAAGCGAGACGAAGCCGUUGCCGUUCGGAAUAGAGAGUGCGGCCCAUCCGAAAUCGUCCACUGCUUCCUGCAUCGUACCCGCCAUUCUUUCGUCGAUUUCUCCAUGGGAAUUAGGGUUUUCUCUUUCGUGCUUGCUUUUCUCCUCCUCGGUUCUCCGAUCCUCCAAGUUGUAAGAAGUCAGGCUGAUAGCGCUGAGGAGGUAUCUGAAGUUGAAGGAGGUGAACUUGGAAUAGUUGGUGAUGAAGCGCAAGACUUCACUGAUGGUUCUUUAAGUCCAGCUCCUGGGGUGGACACAAUAUGUGUAUUUCCAAAGAAUCCAAAAAAAUUGGUUCCAGCAGGGGAAGAGACAGAAUUACUGGUUGGAAUGCAUAAUGAGGGAGAAUCCUCUUUGAAUGUCAUUGCUACGAGAGCUAGCCUUCAUCUUCCUUAUGAUCACCAUAUGCUUGUCCAAAAUCUUACCAUACAGGAGUUUUACAAUACCUCGGUGCCCUUAUCUGCUCAAGCAACAUUCCCUUAUAUUUUUGCUGUAAGCAAAUACUUGCAGCCUGGAUCAUUUGAUUUAGUAGGGACCAUUGUGUAUGAGAUUGAUCAACACCUUUACCAGAAUGUCUUUUAUAAUGGUACAAUUGAAGUUGUGGAGGCUAGUGGUUUUAUCACGAUUGAAUCUGUCUUUCUUGUAACCCUUGGGGCUGCAUUGAUUGGACUUUUGGGCUUAUGGGCAUAUGGUCGGAUACAGAGCUUGUCAAAGAAAUCGAAGAAGGCACCAAAGGUAGAAGUUGGCACUGCUACAACCAAGGAUGACAUGAAUGAGUGGUUACAGGGAACUGCUUAUGCUCAUUCGCUCUCCAGCAAGUCAAAGAAGAAGAAAUAAACGUUUGUAGGCGAUUCUGCUGGGGGAAUAUGCCUUCGGCACUCAGGAGCAGUAGCUGACCUCACAUUGUAAGAUUAGUGUUUUGAAAGUUGAUUUCUUCCCUCUUGAAUUUUAAAAACUCCGAAGGAAAAGUUUUGUUUGGCACUAUAGCUUCUGUUGUACUUAAAGCUGCUUCUUUUGAUGCAGAAAUGGUUUAAUUCAUAAAUUUUGUAACAAUUUUUAUAUCUUCAGGUCGAGUUAUUUGCUUUA